UUAAAGCUGGAGGUAUGAGAGUGUCUAAAAAGCAAGAAAAUGGACCUGUUGAGAAAAAUGCUAAACUUCCAGGAAAAGAAAAGUCAAGUGCUAUUGUCAGUUUUACAAAACCUCAGAACAUGGGAGUCUUGGUAGCAGAAGCACUGAACAAAAUGAGCCACAAAAUCCAUGCAGCAACAUUACAAGUGGCUCACCAAAAGCCACAACCUACCUUGGAGAAGUUCAUACUGCCUAAAAGAAUUUACAUUAUUCAACAGCCACGGAAAUGUUAAGAUAAUCAGUAAAACACUUAUGUUUACUUAAAAGUGAGUUUCGAUUCUAUAUGGCACGUAGCACACUGUGGUGAAGUGCUCAAAAGUUGUGUGCCUUGUAUCUUGCUGUGUUUCUGUUACUGACAAUAAAAUAUGAGAAGAGUUACUAAAUGUACUCAGGAUUUAUUACAAUAUCAUGGCUUCUGUCUAACCUGGUGUUAGUGGUAUGUAGUAAUUACUCAAUGCCAAAAAGUCUAAGUUUCACUUAAAACUCCCUGUGGUUCCAGUCACAAAUCUUCUUAUUCCUUGUGGUGUUUUGCCCAUGUAGCCAAGCUGUCUUGCAGGGAAAGCACUUAAGGAUGGUGACCACAUUGGUUUAAGUGUAGAAAUAUUAAUCUGCAUUACUAGUUCUAUACAUUUAAGAAACCAAGGUGGAUUAAACAACAUUUGUUGCUGAUCUGCAUUUUUGAUCACAUGGUCUAAUUUCAAAAAUUUGUGGGGAUUGAAUUUUCUCAUCCUCUUUGACUGGGGCAGAUGUAAUUGUUUUGAGUUUAAAUGUUAGUCCCACAUUAUGAUGGUCCCAAAGUCAUAUAACAAAAACAGGUUUAACCAGGGUAAUAUUAUACCAACAAUCCCACCUUUUGAUGGCAAAAAAAUUUGAGCCUUUUGCACUUGAUUCUGUUGUACUAUGAAACAUUGAAGUCUGAGUAGCUUUCCCAUGUGUAGAUCCAUCCAUCAUUUUGCAGCAUAUCUGAAUUUUUUCUUGGGUUGUUUCUUUCAAGAGAGGAACCCAACUAUACCUAUCCUAAUCCUACCCAUGUUCUAAAUAUGCUUCAGCUCCAUGCAUAACCAGAGUAGUGAAAUUGUACACUAAAAUUGUAUACUUAACUUCAUGCUUAAUGUGAAAGGUGACACUCAAAAAAUGGUUAUACAGUCAAUGAGGAUUCUUUUCAAAGUGCACUUUCCACAUGACUGCAGUGGAAAGCUAUUGCAAAUAUAUGAGAUACUCCCUCUAAAAUGAAGGGAUCCUGGGAAGGUUACCCAGAGCUAGUGUUGCCAUUUGACACUAAUGUCUGCAUCUUUUCAUCCACCCAUCAAAUGUAAAUACCCUUGUGUUGAUGAAGGAUUAAAUUAUGAUCACAGGAGGUGGUGAUAAGUAGCAUGUGCAAUAAAUAUUAUGGUUACAGCUUGAAUAAAUAGGAAAAAUUAAAAUACUGCUUCUCCAUUGAAGACAACUGUUUUUUAUCUCUGGUUCCAUAACUGACUGAUACCACUUGUGAAAUACUAUCAGUGUUUUCCUGGACAACAGCAGCAAUGUACUUUAUGGAUGUUGAAGUUGUAGGUAUGGGAUUUGGAAACCAGUCUGCUUUUCUAUUGUUUACAGCACACUUCUGUUCCCCAGGCUGGCUCUAGGGCAGUGAAUACUGAUAUGAAUGUCAGUGAACAAACAGGACUUGAGUCAAAGCUGUCCAUGUGUCAAAUGCCUGUCCAUGCUCUCAAAGCCAAAAUUAGCACAGUGCACUCCAAUGUAUUGAUGGCCAGUACAUGCUCCCUAUACAAAGAAUGUUUGUAAAAUCUUUAGAAUUCUAAUCUUUAUGUUUUUUGUUUCUGAAGAAAAUCAAUAACUAGGGAAAAGUUGUAGGGGUCUGAUUCUUCAGGCCUUUAUAAACAUCGCUUUGUAUGAAUGUUAUUUAACUGUUUAAGGCAGUACGUUCAGGGAGGAGGGAUGUGCUUGGUGUAGAAGGGAACUGUAGUAAAUCCCUUUGUGGCACAAACCAGGCAGUCAUACAGGCAUUGCUAAGGAUGGAACAGUUCUGUCAGAAAGCCCUAGGCACUGCUCUGUGCAGUGCACACUUGGCAAGUGCAGUCCCACAGAGAUGAAUUAAGUACAUUGAGUAACUCGGGUUUCUGGCAAGGCCAUGUCUGUGUGCAAACAGGAGUUCUGCAGCAUGGGCUCAGCCCACAUGUCUGAGCUGCAUCAGCCCACCCAACCCAACAGAUGCAGGUGCGCCCUGCAGCAGCACCGGGGCUCCCUCUGUGUGGAACACGGCUGCAGGGUGCUGAGGGAGUGCCCCAUGGCCUGCCAGAGAGCAGGCUGGCAUGGAAAGGAUCUUCCAGCUGCUGCCUGGGUAAAACCUUCACGUAUUAAAACAGGUCCAGACAAGAACCUAGGAGGGCUAGUUUUGAUAAACUUUGUUUUGUGGGUUUGCCAAAUGUAGAGCAGGUGCAAUCUCCUCUUCUGCUAGAAGAUGAAUCUUGCAGAUCAGGAAAUCCUGGCAAGUGUUCUGUUCCAUGUCCUGCUCAGUCAGGUGGUGUCCCGUUUGUGUUUGCACCAUCAUUGAUGAUACUGUGAUGAGGCUGUUGUGCCUUCUGUUGCAGGGAGUUUGUUUUAUUUAGUUCAAGCUGUAAUACGUAGCUUUCAUUAUUUAAAUAUGAAUUGCCACCAAAUUCAGCACAUAAAGAACAAAUGCAGUAGAUUUGCUAGAAAAAUCAAACCUCUGCAGGAAGACUGUUUUCAGGAUUUUCAUGGACUAUUUCAAACAGUGUAGGCAUUCAGUGAGAAUGACAUGAUUUCAGGAAAGUGUUUCUGCUCCUGAUCUUUGCUUCACCAUAUAGGAGGACACAAUGUUGGUUAAUAUGCAGUUGUUACUAGCUGUGGCCCUCAAAACACCUUACAGAGAUGGGAAGCCAAGGGACAAUGAAAGCUGUGAAAAGAGAUUUCAGUACAAGUUGGUUGGUUCAUUGUCUUUGUCAGCUUGGUAAUGUCACAUGUGCUGUUUGAUGGCCUGAGACACACGUGAUCUGUUGGACUUCUCUGCAGGGAGAGUUUCCUCUGGGGCAGGGAAGAGACUCUACCCUUAAGUACUUAGUGCUCCUAGGUGGGGUGGUGCUGGACAGAGCUGCUUGGGAAUUCAGGACUGUGCAGCUUGUCACUGGUCUAGCAGGAGCUACCCGAUAUGCUGGUCAGGGAACAGACCAAGGCCCAAAUUGAGAUGAAGGCAUUCCUCAAUUUUGUGUGAAACUGCAACACAUGAAAUGGCAAAGAAAUUACACAUGGUGAGACUGGGAAGUUGCAAUAAAACAGAGCUACAGCACAAGACUUAAUUUUAAUAAACAAAUACUAGCUGUUGUUCAGAGCCUUUGUGCGUUCCAGGAUGUACUUGUUCAGCCUGUUCCUCUCUAAGUGGUAUGCAUAAAUCUGCAAAUAAUUUCUAAUACAGUAACCUCUGCCUGCCAUAUCAGCCCCAAAAGUCCUGGUAAGUGAUGCAUACAUAAGUCAGAUAAUUUCCUGAGUUUGCCUUUAAUUCCAGGAUAGAAGACUUUAUUUCUACAAUGUAAAAAAAAAAAAAAA
Messenger RNA from Zonotrichia albicollis (white-throated sparrow), 3603 nucleotides. NCBI's taxonomy places the organism in Eukaryota, Metazoa, Chordata, Aves, Passeriformes, Passerellidae. The record is from RefSeq and is a predicted model, not a curated record.